Neurospora crassa OR74A is the source of this 3180-nucleotide messenger RNA. RefSeq names its product glycerol kinase. The coding region runs from base 1027 to 2781 and encodes 584 amino acids. Lineage: Eukaryota; Fungi; Ascomycota; Sordariomycetes; Sordariales; Sordariaceae. The transcript is spliced from 2 exons. Gene Ontology annotation, biological process: glycerol metabolic process; triglyceride metabolic process; glycerol-3-phosphate biosynthetic process. Gene Ontology annotation, molecular function: glycerol kinase activity. Gene Ontology annotation, cellular component: mitochondrion. The record is from RefSeq and is a predicted model, not a curated record.
AUUACUGCCGAGAAAAUCGAUUGCGCAUUCACCCUGUCAGACCUGCUCACCCUGCACGCGGCACGCACUACACGAGCCAGGCCUGGGACGGUUCGGUUCGGGAGUCUGGGACAGGAAAGAGAGACCAUUCCGUCGCAGAUUGCAGCUGGUCACAAGAGACCAGCCCAGAUUGCGCCCAGCCAGGGGAACGAGACUAGCAUAGCUCGCAUACCUGGCCAGCAGCAGAAGAAGCAAGGUGCAGUGCGGUCGCUGUCUGGAAUAAAUAAGGUAAACAUGUCGCCCUCGAUGUGGACGAUGAGGUGGUCGCACCAGGUCAUCAAUGAACACCAUCGACACCACUUGAAGUCUUGUUCGACCAUCAGCCGUGUAAACAACGCUCUCAAGUCCAUCAUCCAACGAACAAGACCCGGAGGUCCGUGCACCACUAUCAGCACUCUCCCAGUGUUAUCAGCACCACCGAUUAUCAGCUAGGGCCAGGCCUUUGAUGACGUAGUAGCCGCGGCAGCUCGUCUCCUCCUCCGCACUCGACCACGCAAUAGCAACCGUCCUCGCGGCCUCUGUUUGGCACAUCGAUCUUGGGGACGUCGAUCCAGGGUCCUCAUUCUCCAGCAGACAAACAGUCUUGCCCGAUCUCGAUCCUCCCCCCCACAUUGUGUCACUUUCUCCGGCUGUGUCAUAGUAGGCAUCCAGCCCGUCAGACCUGCCUCAUCCGCAACCCGUCUCAGUACUACAAGUAGCCGGCCGCAUUCAGCCAUCCGAAACGGCUUUCUCUCUUGUUCUCCAUCACCUCCCUUUCUUUAUACCAACAAGACAUACCACCACACCACCACCGCCACCACUACCAACUACCUCGGCUUCACUCACACACGUCACACAAGUCAUACAAGUCAUACCAGUCAUACAAGUCAUACAAGCACCACCACCACCACAACCACCACCACCACAGACACAAACACAGACACCCCGCACGAGGCAUUACCAUCUACCCCGCUUGAGCCCGUUCCUACAAGAACAACUUCAGUCACCAUGAAGUUACUCAACCUUAACGACGGCGUCGAGGCCGGCGUCAUGUGUGUAGAACCCACCCUCACAAACGAUGGCAUGGACGCCCGCAACCUAGCAAAGGCCCACAAGGGUCCCAUUGUCACCCACCUAGAGCAUCUUCCCCGCGGCAUCCACGAGACGCCCGAGGAGAGGAAAAACCACUGGUUCGUCGGCUCCGUCGACCAAGGCACCACCUCUUCCCGCUUCCUUAUCUUCAACGGCGAGGGCGACCCUGUUGCCAGCCACCAGAUUGAGUUUGAGAACCUCUACCCCAAGUCAGGAUGGCAUGAGCACGACCCCAUGACUCUGCUCAACUCGGUCGAAGAGUGCAUUGAAGGUGCCAUGCGUAAGUUUCAACGACUAGGCUUCUCCAAGAACGACAUCCGCUCCAUCGGCAUCACCAACCAGCGCGAAACCACGCUCGUGUGGGACCAUGAAACCGGCGAGCCUCUCUAUAAUGCCGUCGUCUGGUCCGAUACCCGCACCAAGUCCCUUGUCCGCGACCUCAAGGACAAGGACGGCGCCGAUGCCAUCAAGGACCUUUGCGGUCUUCCCCUCUCCACUUAUCCCAGCAGCGUCAAGCUUCUUUGGCUCAUUGAGAAUGUUGAGGCCGUCAAGCAGGCCUACGAAGAAGGCCGUCUUGCCUUCGGCACUGUCGACACUUGGCUCAUCUACAAGCUCAAUGGCGGUGCCCAGGCUGAGAGUCCUGUCCACGUAACAGACAGCACCAACGCCAGCAGAACCAUGUUCAUGAACAUUCGCACUCUGCAGUAUGACGACAAGAUGCUAGGAUUCUUCGGAAUUGACCGAACCAAGGUGCAUUUGCCCAAGAUCGUCCCUUCGUCGGACCCUGAAUGUUUCGGUCGCAUUGCCAGUGGUGCGCUGUCGGGUGUGCCGAUCGCUGGUUGCUUGGGCGAUCAAUCCAGCGCCCUGGUUGGCCAGUGCGGCUUCAACCCCGGCCAAGCAAAGAACACCUACGGCACUGGCUGCUUCCUGCUCUACAACGUCGGCACCGAGCCCGUCAUCUCGCAGUACGGUCUUCUGUCCACUGUCGCCUACGACUUUGGCCAGGGCCGCGCGCCCGUCUACGCCCUCGAAGGCAGCAUUGCUGUCGCCGGCGCCGGCGUCACCUUCCUCCAGAACAACCUCAACUUCAUUGAGAACGCUAAGCAAAUCAACGACCUUGCCGAGUCGGUGCCCGACAACGGAGGUGUUGUGUUUGUCACCGCCUUCAGCGGCCUGUUCGCCCCUUACUGGAUCGAUGAUGCAAAGGGAACUUUGUUCGGAAUUACUCAACACACCCAAAAGGGACACAUUGCUCGUGCCACUCUCGAGGCUACUUGCUUCCAGACCAAGGCUAUCCUUGAUGCCAUGGAGAAAGACUCGGGCUGCAAGCUCAAGCUCCUCGCUGUCGAUGGUGGUCUCUCCAACUCCGACCUGACCAUGCAGACCCAGGCUGACAUCAGCGGUAUUCCCGUUGAUCGCCCGGCCAUGUGCGAAACCACCGCUCUUGGCGCUGCCAUUGCGGCCGGCCUCGCUACCGGUGUCUGGAGCGAUACCACCGAGCUCCAGGAAGUUAACCGGACCGGCCGGAAGGUCUUUGAGCCUAAGAUUUCUCGCAAGUGUGCCGAGAAGAGGUUCAAGAAGUGGAACCAGGCUGUUCAGAUGAGCCGCGGCUGGCUGCAAGACAAUGACAACGAAGACGACGAGUGCGACGAGGAGGUGAAGAAGGCCUAAGCCGGACACCUCGCUUUCUCACCCUUUCUAUGCGCAUUCUCUUUCCAGAUCCAUCGUCUCACACGAUGAUCUUGUACAACAUUUUGCUUGCUUUAAAAAUACUGCAUUGGGAUUUUGCGAUGGAGUUCGGAUUGAGCAUUUUUGGGUAUAUUUUUUCAUUCUUUUCUCCUGUAUAACUUAUCAUGAUUGGGCUUUUUUUUUGCGAGGAGUUACGGCGAAAAAGGGCGCAAUGAACAAAGCAACACACGCAUGAAUAAGCGUGAAUGGGACUGCCGGCGGGAAUAAAUGGCUUGAUCUAAUACCUUACGAGGAUACCCUCAUUUAGUUCUUGGAACAUUGGGACUUGGAUGGCUAUCAAGUAAUUACAUUAUUAUAUGAAUAUUUCAACAUCAUUAUAUG